UAUUCAACUAUGCAGAGACAAGCAAACAGGUAUCUCUUUCCAUGUGUGAACUUUCCUUCGGUGACAUUAGUAAUUAUUCACACCAACAAAUUGCAAUGGAUUCACAAUACUCAUUUUGCAGGUGGGUAAGCUAAGAGUCUGCUUGUUAUUAUUAUUAUUUUCUUAAAGAUAGGUGCUCAUGUAGCUCAGGCUGGUUGUAAACCUCAAUAUAUAGUCAAGGGGGCCUACUUUUUUUUUGAGAUGGUUUCUCUAGGCUGGCUUUGAACUCUGAGAUCCGCCUGCUUAGUCCACUCAAGUGCUGGAAUUAAAGACGCGCGACAUCACCGACCGGCUUCUACUUAAUUUUUAAUAUUUAGAUUUAUUUUUACAUGUGUGUACGUACGCGCGCACGCGGGGCCAUGAAUAUAUGUGUGCCACAUGCCCGCAGAAGCCAGAAGAGGACGUUGGAUUCCCUAACACUGUAGUUAUGGAUGGCUGUGAGUCACCUAGUAGAUGGUGGGAACUGAACCCGUGUCUUUUGGAGGAGCAGCCAGAGCUCGUAAUGACUGAGCCAUUCUCUCCAGCUCCGACCUAGAGCCUGGGCGUCUCUGGGGAGUGCAUCUGGACCCUCGACCUUCCCUUUUAAUCGAUCACUCGGCUUCUUGAGGCAGAUUCCCUCAAGUACCCAAGUCCUCCGCUCUCCAUGUUUUGACCAUUUGCUGACAGUUCCAACGACUAACAUGCACUAUGAACUAUAGCCAAUAAGGACUCUGUGUGGGCGGGCCCAAGAGGAGGUCUCGCUUCUGAUUGGUCAGCGGUACUCAGCAAAUGGCGGGGGCGCUGAGGCGGGUACUGAAUGCCGGCUGUGCGGCAGGGCCCGGGGAGGAUGGCGCUGCCGGGCCGCCAUUGCUGCUGCUCGGCGCUCCGCGAUCUGCACAGACGUCGCUGCUGUUUGCAGUCGCCCUUGAGGCGGCAGGGGAAGGCCGCGGGCCAGUCCUCUUCCUGACACGAAGGCCCCUUCAGAGCCUGCCGCUCAGUACACCAGCGGCGCGAGACCAUUGGCGGCUCCAGAAGGUUCUAUUCCAGUACCCAUCCUCAAUUCAAGAGCUUCUUCAGCUGCUAGCCUCUGCCCAUGAGGCCCCAGCACCUACCCCAUCCCUUCUCCUCCUGGAUGGCCUGGAAGAAUAUCUAGCAGAGGAUCCCAGUGCCCAGGAAGCUGCCCACUUGGCUGCAUUGCUUCUGGAUGCUGCUGCCUACUUUAGCUGUCGUCUUGGAGCCAAUGGCAGCUGUGGGCUUGUGGUGGCCCUUGAAACCCAAAAAGAAGCCGACGGCGAUGCCCCACAUCUGGCAUUAUUUAAGCGGUAUUUUCCUGCACAGUGCCAGCUGCAGCCAGAUGCCCUAGGCUUGGGACAGCAUUGCUGUCUUCAAGCCAGCCUAGAGUCGGGCAAGCUGAGCCCUAGGACAGAGUGGUCAGUGACUUUCUUACCCAAUGGAGAGAUGAAGAUCACACCAUGGCCUGCCCAGGCUUCUACGCUCAGCCCAGAUAAAAAAGGUUCAAGUGCUGGAAGCCAGUCCUUAUCUUUGGGGAGUGACAACCUCCCUGGUCCUGGGUUUCCCUUGGAUGGGAUUCCAACUUCAGGGACAAGUGCAGAUUCAAAGACCUGAGAAAUGUAGGUUUUCUGUCAUAAACCAGCAUUACUGUUGUUGGGGUUGGCAAGAUGGCUCAGGAGGUCAGGGGCCUUGGCAACAAGCAUGAUAACUUGACUGAUUCCCAGGACCCAUGUGGUGGAAAGAUAUAGAACCGACUCCUGCCGUCUCUUCUGACCUCCACGUUUGGGUAGAAGCACACAUAGGCCUUCCACACUAGUAAUAGAUUAAUAAUGAAACCUUUAAGAUAAAGAGGAGCCUUCCUCUGCCCACUCACUGUUGUUGAUGAGAUUCAGUCAUAUUUCCUAGUUCAGUUCUUUUUAUCUGCUGCGGUUUUUACCCAGACAGGCUAGCUGAACUGAUGCUGCCCUUGAACUCCUGAUCCUCUAGCCUCAUCUCUUGAGGGCGGGGCCUAUGGAGUAUGCACCUAUUCUUGGCUCCUCUUGCACACUCCGUGGGUGCCUGUAUGCCAGUUACCUCUGUGUGUUGACUUACAUACUAUUAGGGGGUCUAGUCAUACACAUGACCUUGCACAUGUGUUCAGUGUGUACAGUUGGGAGUGGAUUCACCCCACAUAGAGUAUGCAUAUGUUUGGCUUUCUUAGGGACAUAAUAUUUUUAAAGUUAUCAAAGUGAAGCUGAGUAUGAUGGUAUGCAAAAUGGUAAGGCCAGCUUUGGGAGGUAGAGGUGGGAGAUCACAAGUACAAGGCUAUCCUUGGCUACAUAAGAUGUUGGAAGCCAUGCUGGCUCACACUAGACCCUGUCUCCAAAAACUAAAAUGAGCCAGGUGUGGUGGCACAGGCCUUUAAUCCUAGCCCAGAGGCAGGUGGAUCUGUAUGUAUGUGGUUAAGGCCAGCCUGGUCUACGUGCAAGUUCCAGGCCAACCAGGGCUACAUAGACCCUGUCUCAAAUCAGACAAAAACUAGGGAGCUGGAGAGAGAGCUCAGUGGUUAGGAGUUCUCUCCCUGUGACAGCUUUGGUUCUCCAGAUCUGUCUGAGCCAUUUCCACUCCCGUGAAAAACCCCUCAACCAUAUUCCGGAACAUAACCCCAGUAAAACUUUGUUGGUUCACCAAA
This is a messenger RNA of Mastomys coucha (southern multimammate mouse), 2701 nucleotides long. RefSeq names its product SWIM-type zinc finger 7 associated protein 1 (gene Swsap1). The coding region runs from base 808 to 1644 and encodes 278 amino acids. Gene Ontology annotation, molecular function: single-stranded DNA binding. Gene Ontology annotation, cellular component: Shu complex. The transcript is spliced from 2 exons. Gene Ontology annotation, biological process: double-strand break repair via homologous recombination. The record is from RefSeq and is a predicted model, not a curated record. Lineage: Eukaryota; Metazoa; Chordata; Mammalia; Rodentia; Muridae.